AAAUGUAAGAGAUUAAUUUACCCCAUUUUUAAUAGAAUAAUUUUGGGUACUAUAAAGUAAUUUCGGGCGAUAACCAGAGCAAUAUCCCCGUCAAUCCACGCGCCUACGCCAAGAUGUUGAAACAAUGUCGCUCUUUGCUCUCCAGGUCACUGCAAUCUGCGAAAUGGGGUGAUGGCUUUGAAUCCCGAGCUGCCUUUUCAACUUCUCUACAGGAUUUCGCUGCUACAGGAAAUGCCAAUGGUCGUGUGUUUGCUCCUUAUACGAUAUACAAGGGGAAAGCUUCACUCUCUAUUUCUCCUGUUCUGCCAACUUUCGUUAAGAUGGAUUCCGACAUUGGUGGCCUUAAAGUUAAUCGCCGUGGUUCCAUGAUGUUGACAUUCUGCCCUGCUAUUGGAGAGCGCAAGUACGAUUGGGAACAGAGACAGAAAUUUGCUUUGUCACCGACGGAGGUUGGGUCUUUGAUAAGCAUGGGUGCUCAUGAUGCCUCUGAAUUCUUCCAUGACCCUUCAAUGAAAUCAAGCAAUGCUGGUCAAGUAAGCAAGAAGUUAUGUAUUAAGGCACUUGAUGGCGGUAAUGGCUACCUGAUUUCUUUGACUGUUACCAACAACAUUCUAAAAUCAAACGAGCGCUUUAACAUACCUGUUACAACAGCGGAAUUCGCAGUCUUGAAGACAGCAUGCAGUUUUGCAUUGCCUCACAUCAUGGGUUGGGAUCGGUUGACGAAUCAGUCACCUAAAGGCAUCAAGGGGAGUCCUUCAAAGGUGAACUCAAAGCAGCAUUUCGAUUUGGAGUGGGAUAGAUGAAAGUGUAAGUAUAAAACUAUAUAAAAGUUUUUUAGCAUUGCUUUUCCUUAGUUUGCUAGUAUGGACAUGCUGAACUAGAGGUUCUCUUUUUGUCAGUUAAAAGCCUUUAUUAUGUUAAUUUUUACUUUGUGAUGAGCAGUGCUAUUAUCUGUCAUGUUUAAAGUCUGAACUAGACUUGCUAUAUGCAUCUUCUACUAUAUUAUAUUGGCACUUGUUUUGUUUUCGGUCAAA
Gossypium arboreum is the source of this 1034-nucleotide messenger RNA. Its product is annotated as single-stranded DNA-binding protein WHY2, mitochondrial. The record is from RefSeq and is a predicted model, not a curated record. Gene Ontology annotation, biological process: defense response; regulation of DNA-templated transcription. Bases 114 to 803 code for a protein of 229 amino acids. Lineage: Eukaryota; Viridiplantae; Streptophyta; Magnoliopsida; Malvales; Malvaceae. The transcript is spliced from 8 exons. Gene Ontology annotation, molecular function: single-stranded DNA binding.